AUGAAGCAUUUCGCGUCGUCGUCGAAUUCAGGCGAGGAGCGGUUCUGCGCUUCCGCGACUUCCUCCUCGCCUCUCCCCGGGGCAAGAGGGGCGGCGGCGGAGCUGCUCGGCGAGAACGAGAGGCUCCGAAAGGACAACAUGCAGCUGAGCAAGGAGUUGCUGGAGAUGAAGAAUCUCUGCAACAACAUAUUCUCCAUGGUGUCAAGUUACACCGGCAGAGCUGAUUCUCAGGCAGAGGACGCGAGGGCGCCGCUGGAUCUGAUGCCGGUGAAGCGUUGUCCCGGCGAGUUGAAGGAAGUGAGGAUUUUCGGGGUGGCGAUUGGUGCGAAAAGAGGAAGGGAGAAUUGA
Molecule: messenger RNA, 348 nt
Organism: Linum tenue
Lineage: Eukaryota; Viridiplantae; Streptophyta; Magnoliopsida; Malpighiales; Linaceae
Source: the annotation of a GenBank genome assembly